AUGGAGGAUUGGUUAUCUUCUCCGGAGAGGUGGGGAGAGACGAUUUCGGAGAAAGUAUUAUCAGUUUACAAUACUCUUCCAAAGAAAGGCAAACCUCAAGGUCGUGAAGUCACUGUCUUGGCUGCAUUUCUCCUUUCUUCUCCUUCACCACAAGAUUUGGAAGUUGUGGCGUUAGGGACGGGGACGAAGUGUCUUGGUCGCUCGCAGUUAAGCUCAAAUGGUGAUGUUGUGAAUGAUUCACACGCUGAAGCAAUUGCUCGUAGAGCCUUGAUGAGGUUCUUCUACACACAGAUUCACCAUCAGUCCCAGAGCAACUGUGAGAGUGAACAUCACAAAACGAAAAAGAUGCGGUGCGACAAUGUAAACAACUUUUUGCUUCAAUUAGAUGAGGAGGCUGGAGCUGAAAGAAAAUAUGUCAUGAGAAAGGGCUGGAAAUUGCACUUAUACAUAUCUCAGUUACCAUGUGGCGAUGCUUCAUCACCACCUACUAGAGAUGUCCAACCUAGGUCAGAUAAUGUGGCACCAUGUUUGUUCGAUAAAGGGGAUGAUUCACAAUGCAAAGGCUCGGUUCAGAGAAAGCCUGGUCGUGGUGAUACAACAUUGUCAGUCAGCUGUUCUGACAAGAUAGCUCGAUGGAAUGUAGCUGGACUUCAAGGAGCUCUUCUCUCGUACUUUCUUCAGCCCGUUUUUCUUUCCUCUAUAACAGUUGGAUUAUCCCCUCAUAGUGCCAAAAAUUGUAUAGUAGAGGGACAGUUGAAAAGUGCAGUAUGUGACAGAGUACAAUCGUUUUCAAAUGAGCUAAUGACUUCCUUAAAGGUGAAUCAGCCACUAUUUUGUACAGCUCCAAUACCACCGAAGGAGUUUCAACACUCAGAGUCUGCUUUAAACACUAUUACUUGCGGGUACUCUAUCUGCUGGAAUAAGUCUGGCUUGCAUGAGGUCGUUCUUGGAACUACUGGAAGAAAGCAAGGAGCCUCUGCUAAAGGGGCACAGUAUCCAUCUACAGAGUCAUCUUUAUGCAAGAAGCGCUUACUGGAAAUGUUCUGGUCACUUAAAAGUGAAUGCACUAGUAAAUUUCCUUCCACCGACAUUCCUUAUAGAACACUGAAGAAACAUGGAGGAAUGAUGUGCAAGCCAUUGCUCGUAGAACUAGGAUGGAUCUCAAGAUUAUUAUUUAACAUCUAAAAUUUUCAAGGAACAACCAGCUUUUAGGAACUGGAUAUCAAAACCGAUAAACUACGAGGCUUUCUCCUUUGGAUGUCCGUGAGGUACGUGUUUUGUUUGCCUUCUAUUUUUAUGGCAAACCCAAAGACAAAGAUAAAGGGGUGAAUAUAAAUGUUUCUCAAUGGCCUGCCCCCAUGUUUGAAGACAAUCUUGUAUUGUGCCAGUGAAUUAGUUUAUGGCUCUUUCAUUAUCAUUAUCUUUUAUUUUCAACCUCUCGAGGUGCCAUAGGAUGUUAUAACAACAAAUCACACGCUACAAACAUAUGAAUUUCAACUAGUAUAGAUCAUAAUAGCAAUUUUGUUCUCUUGUUUCAUCAAAA
Molecule: messenger RNA, 1543 nt
Organism: Cucumis melo (muskmelon)
Lineage: Eukaryota; Viridiplantae; Streptophyta; Magnoliopsida; Cucurbitales; Cucurbitaceae
Product: tRNA-specific adenosine deaminase TAD1
Exons: 11
Coding region: 1-1185 (394 amino acids)
Biological process (GO): RNA processing; adenosine to inosine editing
Cellular component (GO): cytoplasm; nucleolus
Molecular function (GO): double-stranded RNA binding; double-stranded RNA adenosine deaminase activity; tRNA-specific adenosine deaminase activity
Source: RefSeq, a predicted model, not a curated record